Hippopotamus amphibius kiboko is the source of this 480-nucleotide messenger RNA. Its product is annotated as hemoglobin subunit beta-like. Gene Ontology annotation, cellular component: blood microparticle; hemoglobin complex; haptoglobin-hemoglobin complex. Gene Ontology annotation, biological process: oxygen transport; hydrogen peroxide catabolic process. The transcript has 3 exons. The record is from RefSeq and is a predicted model, not a curated record. Gene Ontology annotation, molecular function: oxygen binding; organic acid binding; heme binding. Lineage: Eukaryota; Metazoa; Chordata; Mammalia; Artiodactyla; Hippopotamidae. The coding region runs from base 37 to 480 and encodes 147 amino acids.
CUUGCUUCUGACACAACUAGCAAAUACACAGACACCAUGGUGCAUCUGACUGCUGAGGAGAGGGCUGCUGUCUAUGCCCUGUGGGGCAAGGUGAAUGUGCAGGAAGUUGGUGGUGAGGCCCUGGGCAGGCUGCUGGUUGUCUACCCCUGGACUCAGAGGUUCUUUGAGUCCUUUGGGGACCUGUCUAGUGCUGAUGCUGUUAUGAACAACCCUAAGGUGAAGGCCCAUGGCAAGAAGGUGCUAAAUGCCUUUAGUGAGGGCCUGAAGCAUCUCGACAACCUCAAGGGCACCUUUGCUGCGCUGAGUGAGCUGCACUGUGACAAGCUGCACGUGGAUCCUGAGAACUUCAGGCUCCUGGGCAAUGUGCUGGUGGUUGUUCUGGCUCGCCACUUUGGCAGGGAAUUCACCCCGGAGCUGCAGGCUGCCUAUCAGAAGGUGGUGGCUGGUGUGGCUAAUGCCCUGGCCCACAGAUACCACUGA